Molecule: messenger RNA, 5159 nt
Organism: Perca fluviatilis (European perch)
Lineage: Eukaryota; Metazoa; Chordata; Actinopteri; Perciformes; Percidae
Product: protein mono-ADP-ribosyltransferase PARP14-like
Exons: 15
Coding region: 149-5011 (1620 amino acids)
Biological process (GO): negative regulation of gene expression
Cellular component (GO): nucleus; cytoplasm
Molecular function (GO): transcription corepressor activity; NAD+ poly-ADP-ribosyltransferase activity
Source: RefSeq, a predicted model, not a curated record
GUCCAGAGGGCGCACCUGAGCCCGGGCACUUGACACAAGACCACACCGGCAAGGUCGGGGUUCCACCGGUGCUUAUUCACUCUUACUUUAUCAGGCCUACAGUAGCCUAUAUAUUUCAGUAUUAUUAAGUCUAUCAAGUGUUUACACUAUGGAGGAUCCUUACAAGCAUCCUGUUUUCUUCGAGUUUCCCAGUCUGGACGAAGAGCAACGGAAGAGAAUAGAAACCUACUUCCAUAUUCGCCGCAAAUCAGGAGGUGGAGACUGCGGCUCGAUAACAAACAUACAUGAUAAAGUGUACAGCAUCGCCUUUAAAGAGCGAGAAGCUCAGCGAAGAGUCCUGCAGAGAUCUGAACAUGUGUUGGAGUUUGCAGGUGGUCCUCUGGUGCUGACUGUGCGAGACAGCCCAGAAUCUUCCCCCUGCUCUCCCAUCACUACCUUGACUACAAACAAGUCAGUUAGCCCAAAUCUGGACUCCACUUCAUCACAGCAGAGACAACAGUCCAGUCUUAUUUCAAGCCUGCCAAGUGGUGAAGAAUAUGAACUACAUGUUGAUGCUUACCUUCUUCGUUACCUUAAGGAAUGUCCCAAGGCUGGGGAGAAACUAGAGAAAGAAUUUGCCUCUGUGGCCUGCUCUGCUCAGCUUUACCCAGAGGAGGGGAGGGUUUCAGUUAGGCGUUUAGCUCCACCUGGUGCUGCAGGUGAUGAUAGAAACUGGAAAACAGAGGUAGACAAAUUAUUUGAUGGCUACCUGUACCACUAUGAGGUAGACCCUCACAAAGUUAAAGCUUUGCUUCAGUCCUGUAGCGCUCAUCAGAGCACAGAUGAGGUGAAGGUGUACAGCGAGGAUGGGAUGGCUGUUGUUGUCGGUGAGCGUUCUCAGGUGAGCGCCAGGUUGAUGAAUGUAGAGGUCUCUUAUGUUAAACGAUCGUCAUGUGUAAGUGAGAAGCAAACCAGCAUUCGGCGACUGGGCGAGGCCAAGCUCCGCCUCCUCUGGAAAGAGAUCGAGCACAGUUUGGGACGAGAUUGUCCAGGAGUGAAGGUAACGCAGGGAGCUGCCGGUCAGUUAGUUUUGGAAGGUUCUGCGGAGGAGAUUCUUAAGGCUGGCAAUUGGAUCUCCGAUCAGGAGAAAUGGGUGUCGGAAAAGACGGUUUCUGACAUGAGCCCACAUUUUUUGGUCUUCUUGAGAAGGGCUUACGGAGCUCCAGGGGAGCUAGGUCACUUUUUAGGUGUUGGUAACAAAGUCAAAGUAGAGUUACGAGACACAGAGAUACGUUUCUUCUCCCUCUCUGCUGAUGAAAUUAAUGACACAGACAAAAAACUGCAUGAAAAAUUCAAAGAAGUUAAGAUUGAUGUUCCUUACUGCUCCGCUGUUCCCUCGGAGCUUCAGGAAAAGCUUAAGUCCAAGACAAAUGAGAUGAACCAAGGGCAAUACAAGGCUCAGGUCGUCUUUGGCUCAGGCAGCUCAGUGUGCUUACUGGGCCACACCAAAGAAGUUGAAGAGCUGAGUGAAGCUGUCACACAGUUUAUUUUGGACCAGUCAAGUAUAGAAGGACAAGUCAUUCUUCCUUACCCAGAGUUAGCACAAGAGUUACCAGGAUUGCUGCAGCUGCAUGGGUUUGACUAUUCAGGGGUAAACCUCCAUCCUUUGCCAUUUUGCUCUGGGCCCAUGGUGGUGCUGGAAGGUCCAUCCAGCAAAGUGACUGAGGUCAGGAACAGGCUGGGUCCAUUUCUGGACUCCCUGGUUCAGGAUAAAGUCACCAUUGACAUGCCAGCAGCAGUAAGAUAUUUCGAAAGUCCCAACGGAAAAGGGAACAUUUUAAGUGUUGCUCGUUCUCAGAAGUGUAUCAUACAACUUCAAGAACAACCUCAUGCUACUAGACAGAUUUUAGCAUCUGGAGACACAACAGUUGCACGCUACAGCCUCCGUGAUGGGUUCCAGGUGCUGGUGUGUCAGGGUGACAUCACCAAACAGGAUGCUGAUGCCCUGGUGAAUGCUGCUAACGAAGAUCUGGACCACGUUGGAGGGGUUGCUGCAGCGCUGAGUAAAGCAGGUGGCCCUCAGGUGCAGAAGGAGAGCAGAGUUCUAGUAAAGCAGACUGGAAAAAUUCCCACAGGUGAUGUGGUAGUGACCACAGGGGGGACCUUAAAGUGCAAGAAACUGCUGCAUGCUGUUGGGCCUGUAGGUGGAAAAUCAGGUGGCAGAGAGGGGCUGUUACUGGAAAAAACUGUCCAGUCUGCUCUGAAUUUAGCAGAGAUGAUGGAGUUCAGGUCCAUAGCCAUUCCCUGUAUUAGCUCAGGUGUGUUUGGUGUCCCUGUUAGUGUGUGCUCUGAGGCUAUUGUUACUGCUGUUAAGAAGUUUGGCAGUCAGGGAGGGAGAAGUCUGAGCAGAGUCAUCCUGAUUGAUAACAGAGGAGAGGUAGUUAGGGCAAUGCAGGAAGCAUGUGACUGGCUUCUCCAAGGGAUAAGUACUGGAAACAGUGCACCGAGAAAUCUGGGCUUCCAGAUGGAUGCUUCUGCCCAAGACACAGCAGGAGGAGCCACUCCUGGAGCUCCUGGAGGUGGUGUCCAUGUAGAGAUCAUUCAGGGAACCAUCGAGACCCAGCAGGUGGAUGGCCUGGUAUCCCCUAUGGUUGGCCAUGAUCCCCUCUCUACCCGUGUUGGAAACAUUUUGUCCAACAUUGUUGGACCGCAGCUGACUGCAAAGUUUCAUAAGGAAGCAGGAGGAGCGACAUUGCCUGGUGCAAUAGUCCUGGUGGAUGGCCUGCCUGCACUUCAUUCUAAAGGAGUGUUCUUCCUCAACCUGCUUCCAUGGGAUAAUAACCAACAAGGAACUGCAGUCCAGGUUCUGAGACAGGGCAUCAGAAAAAUGUUGGCUUCCUGUCAGAUCAGAGGCUUUAGUUCAGUUGCUCUCCCUGUGCUUGGGACCGGUGAGGUCCUGCGUUUUCCUCACAGCGUGGCAUCCAGGGUUGUACUGGAGGAGGUCCGUGAAUUUGAACAGAACCGAGUCACCAGAACAUCUUUCCUGAUAUGUGUUGUAAUCCACCCCAAUGACAAAGAAUCUAGCAAGGCCUUCCAGUCUGCCCAGGAAUCUUUACAUCUCAGAGGAUUCACAAAUGAUGCCAACCCAGACCAAGCUUCCUUUUACCGCCAUGUCUCCAUAACUAAUGAUGAGGUCACUGCCAUGUUGGGGGGAGUCAAACUUCAGAUGGUUUGUGGUGACAUCAUCCAGGAGAGAACCGAUGCCAUUAUCAACACAACCGACUUCUCCAACAACCCAUCAGGUGUGUCCCAAGCCAUUCUGACUGCAGCAGGGUCCGAUGUCCAAGCAGAGUUAGCACGAGUGGGCAUUCCAGCAGACCUCAUGUGCACAACAGGACCCGGGUUGCUUGGCUGCAAGGAAAUCUUUCAUGCUAGUUUUAAGUGUGACCCUCAGAUAAUUCGGGAGAAAUGCAAAAAGAUACUGAAGCAGUGUGAGAGCAAAGGCUUCAGAUCGGCGGCCUUCCCAGCUAUCAAUACUGGUAAGGGUGGUAUGGACUCUGACAAAGCUUGUAAAGCCAUGCUGGAUGGCAUGACUUCGGCUAUUACGGACCUGAAACCAAAUUCCCUCACACUCAUCCGCAUUGUCAUUCUCCAGCCACCCGUCUUCCAGGCUUUCAGAUCAGAGCUGGAGAACCGCUUUGGACAAACAGCUGCUCGCCACCUCAGCCUGAAAGAAAAAGCUAAACAAAAGCUUAAGAAGUGGAUGGACAAGUAUUCAAGAGCCUCCUCAACUUCAGCACCUCAAGUCAAAACCUUCACCUCCUCAAAGCCACCGCCAGCAGUGAUAAGUGUGAUUGGUUGUGGUGCAGACACCAUCAGGAUCAUCAGAAGAGAUCUGGAGGGGAUCCUGCAGAAGCAGCUGGUAGAGCGAGAGGUGGAUGUAGAUGAGUUUUCCAGGCUUGAUGCAAUGGAGCUGGAGGCAGUGCAGGCAAAAGUCAAAGUCUUCGGAAUAAGCCUGGAGCACAAGAGACGUCUAAGUGCUGAAGAUGUCAACGGCAACAGAGCAGGAAACAUAGCUAGAGAUUGCUCAGAGUCAGAUAGAGAGGUCUAUGUGCUGAAAGGCCUUAAAGAGGACGUGUUGAGCGUCAGUGACCUUGUAAACCAAGCAAUCCAAAAAGCACUUUGCGAAGAUCUCCAAGAUAAAGAAGAAGCGAUGUUGGCUCUUAAUGUCCAGUGGUCAAUUCAGGAUAUAAAUCAAUCCUGGAACGAGCUGAGCCUACAUGACAACUAUGUGCUGGAGGAGGCUCACAGGAAAAAACAAGUGUCUGUAGAUUUGAUGGCACCAGACUGCAAGGUGACAGUAAACCUGAGGACCCAAGAAGCCACAAAUGGGCUUACAGGCAUCACGUACAAAGUGAAAAGGAGCGAGUCUGACACAACCUUAGAGUUGCCAACACAAUGGGAACCUAUGAACGGAGAAGACUUUAAAAAGGUUGAGCUGCAUCCUAACUCAACCGAGUACCAGGACGUAGCCAAGGGUUUCCUCAAAACGGCUAAAUACAACAUUCUCAAAAUUGAACGUGUGCAAAACUUCUACCUGUGGCAUGCCUAUUCGGUGUGUAGUCAGCGUAUAUUUGCCAAAAAUGGUCCAGCAGACCUUGGGGAGAAGUCUCUUUACCAUGGCACAUCCGCAGAGUCAUGCAGCUGCAUUGAAAGGGACAGAUUUGACCGGGGUUACGCAGGAGCACAUGCUGCAGCGUAUGGAAAGGGAGUUUACUUUGCUGUCAAUGCAGAUUAUUCGGCCCGUAGAUUUUCCCCAGCAGACACGUCUGGUCUGAAGCGGCUGUAUGUGGCUCGUGUCCUGACCGGCCGUUACACUGUUGGUAGUCCUUCCAUGAAAGCCCCCCCUCCUCGAGGCUCAGACCCCACUGACCGCUUCGACAGUUUGGUGGACAACCAGCAGCAGCCCAACAUGUUUGUGAUUUUCCACGAUGACCAGGCCUACCCAGAAUACCUCAUCACCUUCAGCUGAGUAAAACUGAAAAAGUCAUGGUUCAACACUGUAGAAUGGUUACAGUGAUCCUGGUUAAAUAGUAAACAAUUGUGCUAGCUUAGAAUGUGCAACAAUUUGAGCCUUUUCUGCAUCAAGUUAUGUUGCAAAUGUCUUUAUUUAGGUGAAU